Molecule: messenger RNA, 1836 nt
Organism: Erpetoichthys calabaricus (reedfish)
Lineage: Eukaryota; Metazoa; Chordata; Cladistia; Polypteriformes; Polypteridae
Exons: 4
Coding region: 425-1030 (201 amino acids)
Biological process (GO): spermatogenesis
Cellular component (GO): nucleus; cytosol
Source: RefSeq, a predicted model, not a curated record
UCCUUUGAAGUGUUAAGUUUCACAGCCUCCGGAUGCGUUUCAGUCUUCAGGGCCGGACGAGCCGCUGCCCCUAAGGCUUGCGGGACAGAUCGGAGUGCUGUCUGGCUCUCGACUGGCGCUCAGUUCCAGUUGAUUCGCUUGCAGCAUACAUCUCCGCGUCCCUCUUCUGCUAUCCCGAAAUCGCCACUCGGAAGAAGUCUCCCUUUGCGCUGUCACUGGUGUAUCAUGUGAAGAGAGAUUAAGAAGAGUUUUCUGGAAAGUUUCCAAGUCUGCAGCGGCUCACUUUGCCUGGCUGGCGGUGCGUCGAAGCUGUUGCGUUCGCUGCAUUAGAAACCUCUAAGCUGCACAUUAAAAACAAGACGCGAAACAGAACGUGUGGUGGAGGGAACGCCACCUGAGGAUCUACGGUCCAAAGAAAGGAAGAAUGUGGAAAAGUAACAGAAACAGGGCGCUCAUAGAAGAUACUUCGGAAGAGGAGAACAAUGCACAGCAGCAGCAGCAACAGGCGUGCAAGAUUCUAAACCCAGCUGUUACAGAGGAAAGUGCCAGCAAUGUCUCACAGCUUGCUUCAAAGGUUCAGGGUGCAAGUUUCAGAGGCUGGAAAGAAAUGACCUCCUUGUUUAAUAAAGAUGAUGAACAUCAGUUGUUAACUGGAAGCAAACUAACAAAAAUUAAAGGGCCCAAUACUAAAAAGUAUAAGGAAGAAAUGAGAAGUGAAAAAAGGACGAGUUUCUGGGACAAUGUGGCCAUAAAGCAAAUUUCACCAGCUAAGAAACCAGAUGAAAUGGAAGGGUGGGAGCCCCCGCACAUCUCUGAAGAUCUCAAUGUCAAAGACUGUUGCAGCAACUUAGAUGACUCUGCUACUUGGCCUGGCUGGGAAGAUGAAACCAAAGUGUCUUCUAAGUAUACAAAUUUAGCAGAUUCCGCAAAUUCCGGUGGUAGGUGGAGCAUAAAAUCAGCAGGAAAGCUGGUCAGCAUCCGGAGACGCAGCAGAGGAAAUCUGACUGAUGAGUGGGAAGAGCUUGAGUAGGAUCAGUCCCGCUUUGACUGGGCGUUCGAGUUCCAACCAAAGUGCCAGUCCUGCAGGUGGAUGAACUGGUUUGACACUGUGGUCUUUAGAAAAUGUCCAUACUAAAAGAGACGUUUUAACUACUUCUGGUCCAUUUUUACUGUUGCUCUUCUAGCAGACAUUAAUUCCUGUCAUGUUGUUUAUGACAUCUCACAGCCACGGUCCCCUCAAGUGUGUGACACAUAUUAAAGUCAGUCACUCUUGACUUUCAGAAUAGAAAAGUUUUUAGCGUGCAGUCCGACUUGAUGUGUGUGUAUGCACGCCCCACAGCAUACUGGCACCAUCCAGGGAUGUUUUCCUCCUUGUGCCCCCAAGACCCUGAAUUGGAUUUAAGCAGGUUAGACGAGUGUACAAGGGGGUGAUGAUUCAUGACUCCUUUCAUUGGUUUGAAUAAAAAAAAUCUUUUCUAAGAAAUUGCUGUUUAUUUAAAGACUAAAACUACAGCAUAAUACAUUUUCUGAAAUUACUCCAGUGCAACAUCAAAGAGGUAUAUUAUGUUUUUUACUCCCAUGUUCAAUUUUUUACUGCUUUAUUGUAGUUUACAAGAUGAAGACUAAACACAACUUUAAGUUUUGCACCAUUUCUUUUUUUUUUUCUUUCAAGCGGAUAUGAAGAGGUUUAGCAGUUUAGCCUUGGUUGAUCUUUUUUAAAUAUGUAGUCUUUUAAUUCACUUUAUCCUGUAUUUUCUGGCUCAGUAUUUUUAUUUAAGCACAUUGAAUUGUUUCAUGCAUUUGUUUUAGACAAAGUCCAAUAAAAAUGAUACACUU